Messenger RNA from Cornus florida, 732 nucleotides. Its product is annotated as transcription factor UPBEAT1-like. The transcript has a single exon. The record is from RefSeq and is a predicted model, not a curated record. Gene Ontology annotation, biological process: regulation of DNA-templated transcription. Lineage: Eukaryota; Viridiplantae; Streptophyta; Magnoliopsida; Cornales; Cornaceae. The coding region runs from base 88 to 471 and encodes 127 amino acids.
ACCAUCCCAUUUUCCAAUAAGCCUAUAUAAAGUGUUACUAGGAGCUCAAGUGACAACACAUAUCUUGUUAAGAGUAGUAAUUGUGUCAUGGGAGCUCCUCCAAAGUCACUCCAUGCCCUUGAUUUGAAGGGCAUGGUCCUAGAAAACAAGGGCACUAGCCAGUCUUCAAUUGGUUCUCUAUGGAGCAAAGUUAUGAAAGCACAAAGCAUCAAAACCAAUAUGGGCGGACAUGGAAGGAGUGGUAGGCAUAGGAGGAUCUUGAUGAAGAGGAGGGCAUUACUGGAAGGUUCUAGAAGGCCCGUUUAUGGGAUUGAGAGAAAGGUUAGGACUCUCAAGAAGCUUGUUCCAAAUGGGAAGUCCAAGCCCUUGGAUGGGCUUUUCAGAGACACCAACAACUACAUUGUGCUUUUACAGACGAGGGUCAAGGUUAUGAAGAUGAUGAUUCAGCUUUGUUCAAAAACUGAUGAGUAAAUGAUCAAUUGGAUAGAAGCUAGAGCUGAUCUACAUAUUUCAAGCCUUUUUCAUUCCAAGUUUCUAGUAGUAAUUUUUGUGUAUAAAGUGGAAUUGGCUUCUUCUUUUAUUUAUUUAUUAUUUAUCUUUUUUACCCAAUAUAAGAUAAUUGUGUCACAUUAAAGUGUAGUAGUAGUACUCCAUUAUUGUUUGUUGUGUGUUUGAGUUUCGGACUCAUAUAAAUUUUAUUAUUGACAUUUUAUAUAUUCAUUUAACAAGCUU